Porites lobata is the source of this 36505-nucleotide messenger RNA. NCBI's taxonomy places the organism in Eukaryota, Metazoa, Cnidaria, Anthozoa, Scleractinia, Poritidae. The record is from the annotation of a GenBank genome assembly.
AUGAAGCCCUUGAUAAAGAGCGAAGAUUUUCACUUAAGGAACAUACAGGUUUCGUCUAUGCACAAUGAAUUCGGCGAUCCAAUGCGCGUAGGUUCGUUCAAUCCCUGGUGUACUUCUGCGGGAUACCAAUUUGGAGAAUGGGUGCAAGUUGACUUGGGUAAGUUAUUUAAUUAAUUAGUUUUUAACUACAUACAGUCGAAGCUCUCCAAGCGUCCAGCUCUAGUUACGACCACCUUUGUGAAACCCAGUUUGAACUUUAAUGAAACUGUACACCGCUCUAAGGCCAUCCAAUAAAAUGUUUCGUUUCCUAUCGCCCCGUCUCUUGUGAUGGUGGGUCAGUCGGUCGGGCAAAAAAAAAAAAGAAUGAAUGCUUGAAGGGGUCUGGGUUUCAGAGAAGGCCCGGCUGCUAAGAGAGAAAGCCUGAUUACAAAGUCAACUCGAAAACUUGGUCUUUUCGACUAUCAUAUGUCAAAACAGCCUUUAAAAAACGUAGUAUCGAUAUUAAUUAAAGACAAGGAUAUCACAUCAUACCAAUAUACCAAUUGUUGUUAAUAAAACAAGAUCGUGUGCUGGUAAAUUAAAGUACUUGCUUCUUUGACUAGUUAAUCUGGAAUUAUUUUUUACUUUUAGAAAAAAAAUGGGUCGGUCGGGCGAUGGGAAACGAAACAUUUUAUUGGAAUGGCCUAAUGAACUAAAAAAUUGGACGUAAAGUUUAGCCGUGUCUAUAUCAGAAUGAUGUAAAGACCGCUCAUUAAACAUUCAUUUUUUUUCUUUAUGAAUUAUUUAUGUAGUUGUAAAGCUCUUGUAAGUGAUCACCGUCUAAAAGCGUUUUCACUCAAGUGACUAGCUUCUAUGCAAAUUUUUGGAACAAAUGAAAGUGUUUACAUAAGAAAAGAGUUCAACUCCCACGGGAUUGGUCUGGAACCACAGCAUGGCCCUCGUUUUUAAUAUCGUUUUGAAUGGAACACCAAUAUGGCCGCUGUGAUGUGUUUUGAAAACGCCUAUUGUUUUACCAUGCAGUUGCUUACCAGAGCUCAUUCUCGUAAGCGACCAGCUCUAGUUACGACCACUUUAAUUUUUCGAAUUUCCCAUUUGGUCCCUUACGAAAGCUUCGCCAGUGUAUAGGGUAUGUUAUUGGAAGUACAUGGGAGCUGGCAUCUCUUUUGGUAGAACUAAGAUAAACUGAAUAAUCUUGAGCGGGCACGACAGGCCCCCCUCAAUUACUCGGGUAUAAUCCAAUCAGAAGGCAGGAUUCGUUCUAUCUUACUCACUCUCGGAAAAAGCUAUGGAUAAUGAUAUCAUGUGGCAUGUCUGUCUGUAUUAACCGAUAAGAUUCGCGGACGGUUCUGUCGCGAGAGAAAUUUGCUUCUGAUUAACUACCGUAUCUAUUCGAUUAAACGCCGCGACGUUUAUUAAAUUUUUAGCGUUUCCGAUGCGGCGUUUAUUUCAAGAUCACUUUUUUAAAUCACUGACAACAGUUACUGUAAAUCGUUUGUAAAUAUUACGUAAUUGAAAGGUUCCCAUUUGUAUCCUAUUUGGCUGAGAUACAAUCGUGAAUGUGUGGAUGGUGCAAAUUACCAAGUUGUACCGAGAUUUUUCUUAUUCGUCCUCUAGUGAACAGCACAUUCUUCUUGAUGAGGCGCAGCGUUUAUUCGAGGACGGCGUUUAGUCGAAGAAAUACGGUAAUCAGAAGAAGCACUACCUAGAUUAGGGUAGUGACACGUCAUCAGUAUGGAAUUUCUGCGCUCGUUUCUCAGUCGUAAAUUUCGCGGGGAAACCAGUGGUGGAGUCUUGAAAUGCUAACUGUAAACACACCUCUGUUAUCACUUGCUUGCACUCUGGAAAUUUGCUUGAAAACUCCCUUCCACGUACGUUUUACGUGACGUCAUCACCUAAUGACAGUAAAGAAAGGCAAUCGACUGCAACCAAAAAGCUUCUAUGUCGUCGUUUAUGAUCUAUUAAUUUUCGCAGAAUCCAUGAAGCUGAUUUCUGGUGCUGUCGUUGAAGGUUGGAAAUGGGGCCAAGAUGGUGGACCCGAUAAAGAAUGGACUGAUACAGUUACUCAUUACAGCGUUGAAUUCGGCCCAGAUGGUCGACUGUGGACAGUAAUCAAAGAUGAAUAUGGCCUUCCUAGGGUGAGUUAUUACUGCCACACUUCCUCAUCAGAGGGUUUUAUAAAGGUUGGCCCGAAAUGGAAGCAGGAGUAGCAAAUGUUUAUUCGGAGGCCCCAAAACGUCGUCGGCGCAGGCAAUGGUAACGUCAAAAAAACAGUAGGUUUAUUAAGCAAAACAAAAACUUUACAAGUGCGUCACGCGGUUUGGCUAUUUUUUCGUCGUCACUGUUCAGUUACGACUUGAAAUAACCAGAUUUUACAAAAUUCCUUUUGAGGACGGUCACGGUAAGGCGAUAAUUUUUACUCCAUCUUUCUGAGCGCUAUUGCGAUUCUUUGUCUUCAGCUCCCGCUUAAUUUUUCAAAUUUUCAGAAACUAGGGAGGAAGGUUUUUCAGUGACGUUUUUUUAUAAUGACAUCCCUGUUGACAGAUCGUAAGGUUUCUUAUUAACAGAGAGAAGACUGCAGAAAAAAAGUCGGUCUCUCGACGCUCAAAUAUCGCUUGUCAAAAAGAACAGACUGUCAUAUAUUUAGACAUAUGUUCGUAUGUUUUCUUUUUGCAGCAUUUUCGAGUGGAGAGGGAACACAAAUCCGUGCGAAAAAAUUUCUCGAAAGCUAAAGCUCGGUACCAGGCUUUCGACCCUUUUCUUCACGCUCGAUUUUUUCGACUAAAGAUUCGCGCAUGGCGAGGUCAUCAGUGUCUCACUUUGGAGUUGUAUGGAUGCGACUCAUGUGAGUAUAACUUUUUAGAAAAUAUUAAGUUAUCCAUUUCCCCCGCUGUGAAAACCUGCAAACAUCGAGUUAUGAAUCAACUCGGGAGGUUGCUAAGCACGAAAGAAGCGUUUUUCCAUUGCAGACCAUAUGAUGUUACCCCGGGGAACUGUUUUUUUUUUUUUUUUCACUAGUCGCGCGAUCCAGGUGCAUAUGCUUGCAUAACUAACUGGGUAAUGCUUCUGAUUGGUUGAAGCAAAUUUCCCAAACGGCACGUCUAGUCAGAAGCACUACCCAGAUCUGGGUGACGAGUCAUCAGUAUGGAAUUUCUGCGUUCGUUUCUCUCAAGUCAUUUCGCGAGAAAACCGUUAGGGCCGUCGCGACAAGUCGGCUAUUGAGAACAUCGCGUGGUCUGAAUUAGGAAAAUAUAGCCUACAAGCUAAUGCAGUCUAUUGUAUAGAGCAACUCUAGCCCUUUGACUGCUUAGAAAACCUCCCAAACUAAUCCAUAAAUCGAUCGGUAGUUCCAUCGCUAAGACGUUUACUAUUUCUUUUAUGACAUAACUAAAAGAGAAAAUCAUUUGAAUCUACCUACUGGAGUUAUGAAGAAGGGGGACGAGUGUGUCUUCAUUUGCACUCGUUAAAGAAGAAAAAUAUUUAUCUUUGAUUUAGUUUGUGCGAUGUUUUUCAUGUCGUUUUUAAAGAAAAUAGUUUGUGUCUUGCCUUCGGGUAUUUUUGGUUAUGUAGUAUCAUGGGAGAGUUAGAAAUGACAUCCCCGAUGUUAACUAUUUAGGUCUUCUUCCCAAUUACCGUGAUGUUGAAUAAUGUCUGUCAACUCUCCCGGAUAAUCCUGGAGACUCCAGAUUUUGAACCGUUUCUCCCGGUCUCCAGAUUAGAAUCUGAAAUCUACCGGAUAAUCGCCGAAAUUUGCCAUUUCUUGUAGAAUCGACUUUCUGACAAUAUAACUUCAAAUACACUGCGUUGUUUGAGCUAUUUUACUGUUAACAUCGAAUGUUUCCUCACUCCGGUAUGCCAUUGUAAUAUAAGCAAUAAUGUUAUUGGUGCGAAGUAAGCCGCCUGGAAGUAAGCCAAUUAGGUCAAAUGUUACAAUUCCAACAACAUCUUUUUCGCGCGUGUUAUUUUCACAAAUGACGUCAUGUGACGUGUCCAUUAUGACGUCAUUUAUCAUCCCUCCCCCAUCAAUUCUCAUUAUUUACAGACGUGGGGGGUUGACAGCCCUGGUUGAAUGUUUGAUACUGCAAUUAGCUUUAUAAGAGUAAAAUUUGUGUGACUGCGAUCCCUUAUUUUACUUUGAAUUUGUUUAUAUGUUCCACAAGACUGGGCGAUGGAAAACAAGCAACUCAUACAAAGGCAGAAGAGGAUCAAUAUUGGUGAGUUUGACCUUUCAUUGUGUUCAAUAUCUCCAUGCACAGCUAGCUAAUUCGCACUGGCCCACUGAAGACUGUUAUUCGAAGACGAUAUAUUUCAGGCUUUUUUGGAAGAACCUUUUUACGGUUUCGCUAACCUUAUAUAAUUCUAAUAAGCAUGUGUGCAGUCAAAUAACUACAUUUUACCUUGUCUAGUCAACAUAAUGGUCACAUAAAACCCGAAAUUUGGACAGAUGCAUACGCUAUGAUACUUCUUUUACAUCUGAAGAGUCCUAUUCAAACCCAAACGCCCCAUGCAACACGUUGGGCAACGUUGUCCAACGUAAACGCUGGAUAAUGAUCCAGCAGACUUUAAAGCUACGGGCAAACGGACACAGAAACUCCCAACAUGGUUGGCCAACAGUGUUGCGUCCGUUUGCAUGGGGCUUUAGAUAGUGAUCUUUUUCUCUUCAUAUUUUUUGUCUUUAACAGAGCAUUGUCAUUAUCUCCAGCCAAUAGAAGUGAAAUACUGGCAACUGACACCUGGUUCUGCCGUAAGUUAACCAUUAUUAAAGAUGAAGAUAUUGAUGGUUUAUUUAGUUCUUCGCGCGUUGCCUACUUUAACCUUACUUCACAAUGUACUCUACAGUAAACCAUAAACAUAACGUAACGCAACUACUGUCAAACCUCCAUGCGCUACCACUUCUCGUAAGCGACCACCUCCCACACAUAUCCAAACACCAAAAUGUUUUCAAUCAAAAGCCCCAGCUAUGAUUAGAACCUUUCACAAACAACCUCGUCCUUACGUAACCACUUUUGAGGUGACCGUUUUAUUAUUUUCCAUUUUUUAGUCUCCUGUCAGCGACAAAUUCGACGCAUUGUCUGGUCUGUUUGUUCUCUGAAUGUACUACGCUACUAGGACUAUAAAGAACGUUCCUUUCCAAAAAGUAGAUGUUGUGGGACCUCUUUUCGGAGGAGACCCCCUGUAAUUCGAUUCUCGUUAAUUAGACUGCCAGCAGUCUCUAUUUUGCUUCAGAUUUAGUGAGGGGUGUGCACAAACGCUCUAGCAUCGAAGAAACGAGGGCAUCCCUCUCCCGGUUUGGGUCACCUGUGGUAAAAGAAACAAAGGAGAUGUUCUUAUACAAAUUUCUUUGAUUGUGUGAUCAAAAAGGUUUCUGGUCUUAAACAGGGUAGCGAUUAGUAAACGGGCUUUCUUCGUCUUAAACAUGUUAAGGGUCUAAAGGUCUGGUCGGCAUAUCCCCACCCAAACUUGCCUUUAUUGCCCCGCCCAGUUUGGGUGACAUCCUUUGUGGCAAUUUGUCGAACAACCUUUGUCACGCGGAGGCCACUUUGUCAGUCAGGAGAUUUAAAAACCUUUUUUUUUGCACGGCUAGCCUCGUAGAGAGAACGAGGCUAGCCGUACAAAAACAAAGCUUUUUAAAUCUCCUGAGACAAAAUGGCCUCCGCGUGACAAAGGUCUUUGCAUGACUAGGCCUUUAAACAUCUAUUACCAUGCAGGCUUCCACAAGAAAUUAUGGAAAAUGGGGAGUCGGUUCAGAAAUGAAAUGGUGCGUGGCUAAAAACAGACCCAAAGAUUCAGGAUGGCUCGAGUUUGAUCUUCUCUAUCCGCGAUUCAUUUCAAGGAUAGUAGUUACUUUAACAAGUGUUCCUGAUAAAAAGGAAAAAGACAUGGAUUUUAGCCAAAUAUAUGUAAGCCUGGAUGGAAGGGAAUGGAAAUCUUUUGGGGUAAGUUACUUUUUCUGUAUUUGCCCCAUAAAAGGGUAUCCAAAUUCCGUAAUUGGGGCAAUUUUUGCUUGUGGAAUCCGAAAGACGAGAAAUUUGAGUAGUGGAAUCCGGAAUCCUGAGCUUUGGAAUCAGGAGUACAGCUCAAGGAAUCCGGAAUCCCGAGUUCCACUCACAAAGAAUCCAGAAUCCAGUACCUGCGAUCCGGAAUCCACGGCGUGGAAUUCAGCAGAAAAUAAGGCUGUCUUGCAAUUGGAUUCCCAUACAUGGGACGAUCUGUAUUUUCCCAGACAGUAGUAAGCUUAAGCAACGAGAGCGCUGACGUCCCGAAGGUCAUGAAUAGCAACCAGAAGUUGGAUGUCUCUCUUGAUGGAACACUUUGGUCGCACACAACCAAUCUGAAUGCCUUUGUUUUAACUCCCGCCGUACGAAAGAGAGGAAAUAUCAACUUCCGGUUGACAUUUUUGACGUCCGGGACGUCAACGUUCUCGUUGCUUAAGGUCCCAGAUGACGGCUUGCUUAGAGUUCCUUACUCAAAACUAUCUCGCAUGUGUUAAACGUAGAGACUCAAAGCCACCUCACCUCUUUCCAGGUUCAUAGGGCAGCCCUACAAUUUUUUUAUAAUUCGUCCGGUUUUCUGCUAGGCUUCAGCUUGGGGUGGGGUGUGUGUGUGUUUGCGGGGGGGUUGAGGGUAUGCUCCCUUAAAUAUAAGCCAUAUAGGUAUGUCCCACCCAUAGGGAAAGAGUUUUGCGUCAAUGAAGUCUUUUUGUCACGUUCUAAUCUAAGUAACGAUGACAAACAGGUAUGGGUUUUAGAGGCCAUGUCUGAAAACGUGUGGAAAAUGACUGUUUUGGUCUGAAAUAGGGUCAGGAUUUGGAGAAUCAGGUGGAACACCUGCACUAAGAAUUCCCAGGAGUACCUCCGGGCCUGUUCUUAAAUACGUGAUCUGUCCGUCGCACUUAAAUUAAAAUUUCUAAGGUGUAAGUUUUAGGUUUCUUACUGAUUACCCGAAAAUUGCAAGAAGAAAUAGUGGAAUGGCAUGGGUGGUGGGGUCAGUUUUAGUUGCAAGAACCAGAAUUCGAGUUAUGCCAUAGACCAGUACGGCUCAUUCAGCGGAGAGGGGAUAUUCUUGCCUCAGAAAUCACGAUAAGCCAUGCCCUGAUGGAUCCCCAGACGUGUACGCAAACUCAGAUCUCGUUUGCAUGCGGGUCCGCUCCCAUUGUUACACUGAAAAGAACUUGCAUGGGUCCGCCUUUCGUUUACACGGGACCCGCGGAACAAUGCAAGUUUUUGAAUGGCAAAGUGUGCAAGUUUCUGAUGUGGUCAGAAGAAGGUCAAAGUUUCACCGGUACGGUUCCACGUUUACACGGACUCGUGUAAACACGUGAACCAUGCAAGUUUUUGCACAGUUUGCAAUUGCGCGGUAAAAGCCUGGAGCCUAUCGGAUAGCUACGCGCGUUCGAUUGAAAAAAAGCCAUACGAAUACUAACACUGUCAAAAUUUUUACGCAGUCGUGUUAAUCGUACUGUAACAGAAUUUGUAGGGUAGUCCCGUGUAAACGAGUUGCACUGGUUAAAAAAAUCAGUUCGUUUAAAGAUCCCGGACUCUUGUAAACAAGGUCUUAACCUCACAUUGUUAACAUUCCUUUUCAGAAAGGAAUUUCCUUGUCAUCGGAAGGAAUCUACUACCAUGACCGCAUUGAUGCUGUCAGAUAUAUACGAAUUUUUACUCACGUGAUUACUUACUUCUCUACCUGCGUACGAUUGCAGCUGUUUGGCUGCUCGGGUAAGCUGUAACUAUAUAAAUGAGUAAAUAAUUAAAUAAAUAAAUUUAAAUAAAAAGUAGUGUAGUAGGGACGUUUUUAGUCGUUGUUUUGGCUCAGGAUUAUGAAGUGAGCAACUUCCAUACAAGGUCUAUGUCACGGCGUUGUCACGUACCCGUAAAUUAAAAAAAAAAACAUUUCAGCGCACUUUUUCCCCGCGAAAAAUUUUUUUAAGAUUCUAUGCUUUUUACACACAUUACAAAAACAUAGAAACUUAAAAAUACAGAAGAAAUUCACUUAAUACAAAAGAAACAAAAUGAAUUAACAGGAUAUUGCGUAGAAUAAAUCUUUUCCUUUGUUUUUUGGAAUCUGUUCAUAUUGGAUAUUUUUCCCGCGCAAAUGGACUCCACGCCUUUGUCAGUGAGUGCAUUCGAAGUCCAAUGGAACCCGGCCUUACGACCAACCCAUUUAUACGACCACCGUGUUAAUACGACUAUAUUCUUUAAACCCAAACGAAAAAACGAGUCAUUUAUUUUUUUGAAGACCCCGUUAAUGUGAUCACCUAGUUAUUACGACCAGGAUUUUAUGGCCCAGCUGUAGUCGCCUUAACGGGGCUCCACUUGAAGAGAUAUGAAAAAAUUAAACUUAACGUAAUUAAAAGAUAAAAAAAACAUUUUUCAGGUCUAUAGGUGUCGCUGACUGGUUUGUGAAACUUAAAAAAUAAUUUGUAUUCGAGCCAAAUUUGUUGUAAAAAUUAACUGAUUGCCGCGACACGCUAACAUGGCAGGCAUUCGAUCUGAGUUAUUCGAAAUCUCAUUAAGAUACAUCGCAUACUAUUUUAGUUUGUUUUUUUUACAGGUUUUUAGUUAUUUUAAAUCGAUAGGGUUAUAUCCUUAUUUGGCCAUGACGAAGUCAUAGAUUAUUUUUCCGUGUAAGGACAUGCCCUUGUUUAGACAUGACGAUGGCCAUAGUGGACUAAGAAUUUAAACUUCGGUUUUCAUUGGCUGAAGGCCUAGUAAGGGCCAGCCUCUCUGUCAUUGAUAUGCACGAAUUACGCAACUAAUAUCAGUUAAUCGGAUCCGGAACAAUGUUAGGGCCAAGUAAUUAAGGCCCCGUCCAUACCUAUCCUGAUAUUUUUGAAUCUGCAACUUUUUCUUUCCGGAUAAAGAUUCCGUUCACACAUAUCCGGUGAAUCGUUUUUAGCGGAGCACCAUGGGUAAGAAAAUUUGGUAAACUAUCCUUCCCAGAAAAUUUGGUUAUGACGUAGCGUACGCCCGUCCGUACACACACUUCAUGUAAGCCGAUGUCAAAUGUCACAAUAGAUCUUGCACAACUUGACUAGCCUCUUAGUUAUGUAAGCCAUCCGUAUGAGUACGAUUAGAUUGACAGCUGUCAAAAACAGACAUCCGCUGACAAUUAUCACAUGACCGUCUCGCGGGCUCAGAUAAAAGACCAGUCGUUUUGCCCUUAUAUAUAAGCUGAUAUAAUAUGUCACACUUACCAAUUCAACAUGAAAACGAAGCUAAGCCGGGCAAGGCUGUCAGUUGGCUGACAGUCGGUUAAAGUUACAUUGGCAGGCCAAAUUAAGGUCAAUUGACAGCUGUCAAAAUGGGACAUGUGCAGACCGGUAUCAGAAAACUAAUAACGAGGGCUCAGGUUCGCUCAGGUACACGAUCUGGCAUUUUCCACUACAUGCCGGACGGAAAUGUCCUACUCACACUCGUAGUCUGUUAAUUCGAAUAUUCGCCAUCGUAGUAAAGGUUAAUCGACAGCUGUCAAACUAGAGUAUACGCUGACUAUCAUCACCUCAGUGGAUCGCGGGCUCGUUUUUCUAUCUAUUGAGGUCACGUAGUGUUUAAAGUUUUGCGCCGAUAUUUCAUUUGAUCACGGGCUCAAUUCGAAGCCCCAUAGCUUUAUAGCGGAGCUCCACCCGCGUGCGAAGCGCGCGCGUGGACGGAACCCCAUAGCUAAGGAAAUGUGGUAAUCUACAAGUAAUCUACCCAUCCGAGAAAAUUUGGUUAUCACGUGACCGUACGCCCGACCGUCCGUCUGCACCACAGGGAAACCAAUGUUUACUCUCACACUUUCUAGCUAGUUUGGGAGCCCAAUAGAAAACUAAUUGCACAUCAAUUUUGUGAUCAAUUGACAGCUGUCAAAACAGGAUAUCCGCUGACCAGUAUCACCUGGCCGUACUGCGGGCUCAAGUGUCGACAUAUCGAGGUCGAGUACUUUUUUGAAGUUAUCCGCUGACAAAUUACCAGUUUCAAAUGAUCGCAGGCUCAAGUCUAUUUUUUCCAAUGAGUCAUAUGAAAUAUCUUGUGUUUAUGUCACUAUGGCCCCGCACUGUCAAGAUUUUGAUUUCAAACUGACCUCGGACGCGAAAAUUCAGCCACUCUUUUAAAAAUAAAGGCGGGGAAGACCUUUUCUUACCAUGGUCACGCGUUGGUCACGCUCUACGUCCAAUUUUUGUACUCUGAUUGGUCAAAAUUUGACAGGUGAGUUCAUGCGGAAAAUUUAUGCAGCAUCUUGAAAGUUGUUUACUUUGACAGCUAAAGCUGACAGAGUUUUGUGUCAACUUGUGAUGUUUUUAACUGUCUUUUUCCACUGGAUGUACAAAAUGAAAUACAGCUGCUAUCAAGAGUCUUCUGUUAUCCAUGGCUGGUUUGUUUGUUAGGUUUUUGGUUGAGAAAUGCGUCGCUUGUCAAAAUUGGGGAAUCCGAUUUCGGAUGGCAUCGUUUUCGUCUUUCACCUUGCUCAAUGCGUAAGAGGGUUUAAAAGUCUCAAGCAACUAUGGCCUUCCUUGAUAUCUUUCAGGAACUGAAUCUCGAAUGGUAAGACUGAGUAAUGAUUGUAUUUGAUGUUUGUUUUUGUUAUAUCUAAUUUCAUGAAGUCGAGCACAGUUUAUGCGGCAAGUUUUUGCGCGUUUGUUGAGAUUUGAGUCAAUGAUCUGAUCUAGUAUCAGGUUUGAUAUAAGCUUACAGAACUUUAAAAGGCCUUCAGAAAUAUUUUCUCACGGCAAAUAGAAAAAAAAACGUUCCGAAGAAUAUUUAGUUAUAAAUUUGGCUGUAGAAAGAAAACUUUGAGUGAUUUUCUUGCUUGGAGGAGUUCAUCUUUGAAAAAAACAAACACCGGGAGGCCGGCUGAAAGUAAAACAAAAUAAACUUAAGCUUAAGCUUUAAGCAUAAAGACUCAGGAUUCUUAGAGACACUUUAAUACUUAAUUGUCUUCGUGAAUGAAAAUUGUUGUCUCAGUAAAUGUUUUACCGAAUUAUAUUUCUUUUAUUGAUUGUUAGUAGUCUCUCUUGCAAUUUUAAUCGCUUGUCCGUGGUGUUUGUUUUCAUUGUUCAUGAACAUCGCUUGCAGGAGUACUUAGAAAUGUCGCGCGUAUCAAACGCUUUAUAAGAUUACACAUCGUUAUAACUGGAACCAUUAAAUAACAAAAAAUAAUGAUAAUAAAUUCGUUAUUAUGUUGAAGCGUAUCUCCAUUAAAGUUCAUUCAAACACUCGAGCACACUGACAGCUCGCUCUAAAAAUGAGAACGAGCUGGCCGUAUGGGUGAUUUGGAAAUUUUUUGAACGGUUUCGCUAAAAGCCCACGAUUGAUCGUCCUGAACAUUGAAAAAUUGUGAAAUGCCGUAUUCUGCCCGAGGUCUGUAUGAUAAAAAAUACUGUUUCACCUCAGAUGUGAUGUAUAAAAAGUAUAAAAGGUUGGUUUACACACCCUCAGAUUUGUUGGCAAGAAUUUGUAAAGUAAACCUGUCGAACGCAAAAAAAUGCUGCCUGAUGUUUUUUCCAAGAAUUUGUUUUCGAGGCCUAAUCUACUGUGAUCAAGAGGCUCUUGAAUGUGAUAGAAGAUGUUUGCUAUUUUUUGGGUGUACAUAUAUUUAGGCUAUCAACUCGAUUUAAGAUGUUCACUCUAAAAUAACUUAUCCUUUCCCUCAAAAGUCCCAUGAAUGUGCCCGUAAGUUAACUGAUUUGUGGAUUACAAGGUUAUUGUUUGAUUUAGAAUAUAAAUCUAUUAAUGGGAGCUUCGCUUUUAGCCCUGGCUAAAUCUAUAUAUUAAUACGCUAUGACUCUGGAAUCGUGUGGACGCUAAAUCCAGAUAAAUUUUUACCCGAUUGCGUAACAAGAUCGAACCCAGUUCUUUACCGUGAAAGGUCAAGAUGCAAAUUUCGCGCGCUUUAAGACGCAUGCUCUGUUGCCCAUAUUCCCAGAGGAGUCCUGGGUAUGAGAAUGAAUCCGGAUACGUGUGGACGUGGAAAUUUUUGAAUCCGGGAAAUUGUUUGAAUUUAGGAAUUUCUUGUUAGAAUAUUGAUUAAUUCUGUUUGGCUCGGGCAGCUUCAGAACAUGGGCGUUGAAAGUGAAAUUCCUACCUUUCCAGCUGAUCUGGAUAUACUUUGUGACACGUCGUUCUUUACAAAGUCACUGAAAUUUGAAAUGUCAAAAUGUUAAUUUCAUGUUUACACACGAAUGUUUCCAACCGGAUGCUUGCAGAUCAGCUCCAGGUGUUUUUCGGAGAACUAGUAACGACAACAAUGUGUAUGCUCUCUCUUGUGUGAUCUUGAAAAGUUUCUUUUUCUGAACGCCAUUUUACUGAUUUCAAACCCUUUGUCAUAAAACUGAGGAACAGUCGGUUAGAAACGAAAAUUUCAUAUAGGGAAGCCAAAACCCGGCAUUUGUUUGAUUUUAAUACACGUGUGAUUCAUGGCACUAUGCUGAUUUGGCAACAGAACGGGAACUUUAGCUGACCACGGCGCGCGCAAAUCAAACAACUGGCUUGACCAAUGGCAGAGCGGCAAAUUGGGCAUUGGAAGUCGAGUUUAGUCCUUUCCGCGCGCUUUCCCGUCGUCGAAUGACGUUCCCGUUCUGUUGCUAAAUCAGCCUACUGUUCUUAUUGGUGACGGUUUUAACAUACAAAAACAUAAAUCUUAAAAAUGUAUCAUUUAUGUACAACAGUGACAAUUCGCUGACAAUUUACUAACUGCAUUAUUAUACAGAUGAGGUGCAGUCGCUUGGGCUGUGGAAUGAUAAAGGUAGAGUCAAGUUUUCGGGAGUAACAUUGUUUCAACGUUCGUCGUCCGCCACACCUCAGCAAAUACGCCUCGUCAGGCCUGGACAAAGUCUGUCUUGUUUUCUGGUAUGUUUAUGAGUGGAUGAUUUUUUAUAGAUAAUAGAGAGAAUAGACCUUUUUACCGGUACGGCGGCCAUAUUGAAUUAAUUCGAUUUGAGGAGUAUUAUAGGAUGCCCAGGGGGCAUAAGCACAUUUUGUUUGUAUUUUCGAGCGCUUUUCGGGUCAUUUUUUCUUAAAGUUUUCUUAGAAUAAGAUUGUAAUGGGGAAAAAGAUCCUUGUGCCGUGUUUCGAUGUAAUAAUGAUCGCCUUUUUCCCGAGAAAUAUACAGUGAAAGACCAUAUUUCUAAUACUAAACUAGAAAAAGGCGAUCAUUAUUACAUCCAAACACGGCACAAGGAUCUUUUUUCCCAUUGCAAUCUUAUUCUAAGAAAACUUUAAGAAAAAAUGUCCCGAAAAGCGUUCGAAAAUACAAGCGAAAUGUGUUCAUCCCCCCUGGACAUCCUAUAAUACUCCUUAAAUCGAAUUAAUUCAAUAUGGCCGCGGUAUCGGUAAAAAGGUCUAUUGUCAAUUUGUACCACGUGACCAAUUAGUUCCCUCUUGACUUGUCGUUUCGAGUUCAUAAUACCUACAUAAACAUUUAAAGUUACAUCCCAGGUUCGCUCAUCAAUAAUAUAAGAAUGAUUCUGGACAGUUUAAUUUUAUCUUCUCAUUUCCAAAUUUGAGAAAUUGUCAACAUGAAUCUGAAUCGUGAUUUUGAAUCUCCGUAAUAUCCUAGAAUCUUUUGUGGAUAGUAGCGGCAAAUUUUUGUUCUCAUUUUCUAUUAAGGCCUAUGCUUAUUGUCGAGCUUUUCAUGAGACGAACCAAACUCUAAUUUGGGUUGACCUAAAUUCAAAUAAGUUACGUGAUCGUCUUUUGGGUCAGACGUCUAAAUUGGGACGCGUCGAACCAAUCAACUGAAUAAGAUCAGUAAUAAAUUUUCUCCCGAACGAGGCCAAAUAAACAUUAUCACACAAUUUUUAAAUUUAUUGGUUUAGUUUGUCACAUGUGAAGAUCAACGUGUGUCCCAGAGUUGUUCUUCAGACGUUCUUUUUGGGCGAUCCAAACUAAUUCAGACGAACCUAACUAAUAAUAUGAGCCAGACGACAACAACAACAACAACAACAACAAUGUAUUUACUUCAAGAAAUAUAUAGUUUACAGUUUUAUGUCCUGCAAAUAGCUAUAGUUUGGUUCGUCUCAUGAAAAUUUCUACGUUUGGCCUAGGCGUAAGGCUCCCCUCCAGUCAACGACAGAAUAGCUUGCUCUUACAAACCUCGUACUCGGGGCCUUUCCCUUAGGAAGUGUGAGGGGCGGAAAUACUGUCUACUGUUUAGCUCAGCUGGAAGAGCGCCGGUCUGCUGAGAAAGAGGUCUCGAGUUCGAACUCCGGCAAAAGUACUGCUUUUGUUAUGACAUCUGCAAACCGUUAGACUUUCUAGUCUUCUAGGAUAAGGGCGAAAAACCGUAGGUCCCGUCUCACAGCACUUUCACCCUUCUGAUUCUUGUGGGACGUAAAUGAACGCACACUACUGUUCAAACAGAGUAGGGGACAUAGACCCGGUCAUGUGUCCAAACUUUCCUGGGCUGGGUGAGUUAUCUGUAAGAAGAGAUCUUAAUAGGGCGAUAACCUCAUGAUCCUCCUUCAGGAGAAGUAAUGGCUGCCAGUAAACAGUGUGUAUAUAUAAGUCGUAAUGGCUACCUUUAUGUACCUUAUAUGUGUGUAUUAAUAAUCAAAGUGGCUUUCAAGCAAGGUUUUCAUCAUAUGGCUACAAUAGUAAGCGCGCUCUGAUUGGCUGCUAAGCAGGUAUUAUUUUCUUGUAAUGACCGGGUGUUACUAGUUAGGUGUCAAGGCAUAUACAAUUUGUGUUUAACUUGAUGUUUGACAUCCUUAUAAUUAUGAACUUCCAUGUUAUGGUCAAUUGACAGCUGUCAGAAAGAGCAUCCGCUGAGCAGUGUCACAUGACUGUAUCGUGGGCUCAAGUGUACCACUCAUUGAGAUGACGUGUCUUUAAAGUUAUCUGCUUACUUGUUAUUGGUUUAAAUUGAUCGCGGGCUCAGCUCUACGAUAAUAUGGCCAUAAAAUAAGUAACUUAUUGUGACGUUACUAUCGGUUAAUAAGUGGUAUAUAAUUUGUUACAGAAUCAUGACAAUGUUAGGUGGAUUGAGAUUGACAUGCGCAAAGUUUUUGCCGUUACGCGGAUUAUUUUUCUUGGAGCAAAGUCAGAUCCGAGAGGAAAGGAAUGCCUUAAAAGCAAGUCUGCCAAGCUAGUGAACAUUCAUCACUCCAUUGAUGGUCGAAUAUGGAGCCUAUUUGGAACAUACAACCAAUUAUCCGGGGAUAAGUCAAACAUGGUACCACUGUAGGCAUUAAAUUUAUAACUCAUCCCAGUGUGAUUAAUUUGAAAUUUGUUUAAACAGUUCUUAAAAAUGAGGGUUACUAAUUAUAAGCUGUUGCAAAUUCAUGAGGAAAUCUGAAUGGUUUUUUGCCUGGACCCACUAAAUUCGAACUUUUACAACAAUUACGGCAUAUUCCCGCGGUAUAUAUUCGCACGGCUUAUUUUCGGCAGUUUUAUAGCUCAGUUUUAGAGACAGAAUCCAUACAGAAAAUGAGUAACUUAUAUAUUUUCAGCGGACAAAAACCUUGUACCAGAAUAAUUUAUAAUUAAAGCAUAUAUAUUGGAUUCUUCUUUACACUCUCCAAGGACUAUAGAUUUAAUAAGUUAUAUGUAAUAACAUACAAAAAAAAUUCUGAUGGGAGCCCGAACAAACAAAUUUCAGAAGCUUCUUACGCAAGAAAUGUUACGUGUGUUUUCUCAAUUCUUGUAAAAUUUGAAAGUUAUUUUUUCUCGGGCUCCCAAUAAGAAAUUGUCUACAGCCAACUUAUUUAUAGAUAGCUAUUUUUGUCUAUAGCCCUUCGAAUUAGUUUAAAAGAGAAUGCGAUAUGGCUUAAAAUAUUCUGGUGCAAGGUUAUAAUUUUUGUAUACUGAAAAUUAAAAUUACUCAAUUUCCUGGUCGAUUCCGUCAGCUAAUAACUAACAACCUUUUUUUUUUAAACUGUUGUGUUUAGGGUCUUAAUAUACACUUCGAAGAAAAGUACGGGCCCGGGUGUUUUGCGAUGUUGGAUAUCAUGCCUACGAUAUACGCCAGACAUAUCCACCUCCAUCAGAGGGCAAGACCAAAGACGUCUGGGAUAACUGAAUGCCUAGCUUUAGACAUAUUUGGAAAUGAACCGGGUAAUUUUUUCCGAGAUUUGGAAUUUUCUAGAACUAAAUGUAAACACAAUGACUCUUUAUAAAUUUAAACUUACUUAAGACAUGCAAACACAUUUAAACGAACCAAUGAUAUCAUACAAACUGACAAAACCAACCCUAGCUAUCGCUAUUUACAAACUCAAAAAAUGCUAAACUGACAUGAUUGACUUCAGGUUUCAACUGCUCUAUAGGAAAGAUCUUUCUAUAUAUUUUAAGUGGAUAAUAAGUAACUGGUGGCCUUGCUGUUUUCACAAUAUUGCUAUAUUUCAGAAUUGGCGAAAAUCUUUUACACAUGACUUGUGACAUACGUUCCAAAUGGUCCUCGUAGCUAGGGAACAUAUUUAUUAACUGUAGAUGAUGAUCGAUCUGCACUGAGUAAAUAGAUUUCUUGUGAUUUUGCCUGUGUUGUUAGGAAAUCCUCAGCCAUAUUACGGAAGAAGAAAACCAGGUACUUGAAAUUUUUCUUGCUAUUUCAUUGUCACUCGUCCUUGGCUAGUUGAGCACACACGGCCUAUACUACCCUGUGGUAUAUAUGGGCAUAAUUCAGCCUAGUCCCUAGGCGGUCUAGGUUCCUUCAAGGGUCAAUUCUAGACUAGACCCUACUGGGAGCUGUGACGUCACCUUGAGAGACUCGCCGAGGAUCUCUCGCCCACCCUUUCCCAGACUUAGCGCGGGCAACGGGUAAAGCGAAAACGCCUAAGGACGAGGCUGCGCAUAACUGUUUUGUGAAUCCUCACGUAAAGCAACAUUAACAUCAUCAUCGCCUUCACAUCAUCAUCAUCAUCAUCAUCAUCAACAUCAUCAGCACCAAUAUUGCUUUCAUAUCAUCAUCGUCAUCAUCGUCAUCAUCGUCAUCGCCUUCACAUCAUCAUCAUCAUCAACAUCACCAUCAUCAUCAUCAUCACCAAUAUCGCUUUCAUACCAUCAUCGUCAUCAUCGUCAUCAUCGCAUUCGCUUCAUCAUCAUCAUCAUCAUCAUCAACAUCAUCAUCACCAAUAUCGAUUCACAUCAUCAUCGUCAUCAUCAUCAUCAUCGCCUUCACAUCAUCGCCAUCAUCAUUAUUAACAUUAUCAUCACCAAUAUCGCAUUCACAUCAUCAUCGUGAAUAUCAUGAUUAUCAUCAUCAUCUUCAAAAUCAUUUUUAUUAUCGUCAUCACCAUAAUCAUCAUCGUUGUCAUCAUCACUGACUUUUGUGUCUUUUCUCAGGUUGUAAUUCUCCACUUGGAAUGGAAUCCAAGAAAAUUAAAGACUCACAAAUAAAAGUUUCGACAUUUAGUACCUCAAGGUUUGAUACGAGGGCCACCAAUGCUCGCCUUCACAGCAAUGGGGGAUGGUGUGUGAAAACAAUGCUUACUUUCCCUAAAAAGGAAAAAAAGCUACAUAUACCUAAUGAGUACUUAGGUAAGUAAACGCUGGAAAACAGCAAAAGCCAGUCAAUAAUUUUAGAAAGUUAAGGUGGCCGCUAUUGAAAAUGACCGACAGCGGUUUACUUUCGAAUUGUUUUCAGUGUUUUGACUCCGACACGAACCUGAAAAUAUAUUGCUGUCGUCGUUUUAGUAUCUUAAACUUCUAAUUAACGAUUUGCUAGUUAUAUUAUCUUCCAUUGGAACGGAAUGAGAGGAACACUAAUGACUGAUCAGUCUAAAAUUCCUAAUAAAGAAUUUUUGAUAAAGAAAUUCUCUGACUAAAAAACAUUUUCGAAAUGUUCAGUCCAGUGAGUAGCUUAACUGACAAAUUUGACAUACAAUAAGACGACAUGUUUGAAUGACAAAUAGCGGAUCGAAAAGCUCCACACGCCGCACAUCACUCUUGACCUUACUGCUUAAUCGUGUCUAUAACCUAAAUGUCAGUUUCAACGCAGGUUUUCGCUACGUUUUUCAAGGAGGUCAUUCUCGACCCCAGUGCUUACGGGUUUGGGAAUACGCGCGUAAGCUCUGGGAAACUCUGCGUCGGAGUAGCCAAAAUCUGGCUAUUUGAGCCUCACAGCGCAUGCUCUUUGAUGCAACCAAAACGUUUUGCUUCUUUUAUAUCUGCUUCAUCGCGAAAGUCUUGUGCUGCUUCGGUAUUAGAACUGAAGAAAUUCAGUUAACGGCCUUGAAGAAUUUUCAGGUAUCCAAGGCUCUUGUGGUAGCUGCUGAGAAAAUACCGUUAAACCUUCCCAAUCACAGAUUUGAGACUUGAAGUUUGCAUAUGCUUGACAAUUAAUUUUAAAAAUAUUUCAGUGGACUACUUCACAAGGCGGUAAGUGAAACCCGAAUGGCUUGUUAAGAUAAACGUAUAUCGAAAUUCCAAUAAAACUUUUCAAAAUAUAAAUUUAGCGUCCUUUUAUUCAUGUUUGUUCAAUUCUGCCUAAUUAGUCGAGCAAAUGUUGUUUUGGAAUCGCUGAAAUCAAGAAUUGGUCGGUCGUGUUUACUUCAACAUUUCUAGGGAAAAACACGCUCACACGCCAGACACGCCGCACGUUCAACCGCUCUAGUGCAAAUAUGAAUGCAUCAAUCAGAAACACUUUUACUGUUUUUUGCUGAAACCAAUCAGAGACAAUCUUGCUCCAGGGUUCCUCAGAGCUCGUGAUCUCUCUCCUCUACAUGCGCAGAAGGGCUCUGGGUCGAGAUUGCAAAGAGGUUUAAUACUACGAUCUAAUACCCCCUUAAAUUUACCGUGUGACGUUAAGCAACUUUAACGCAAACAGCUGUCCUAACAAGAAAGAAAAAAUUGUUUAGUUUGGUCAUUUGCGUAAUAAUUUUCAUUUUACUUGUAAGAAUGCGGCCUGUCUGCUGCAUCUUUUUAUCGAGGACACUGGCCUUUCAUAUUGUAUUUUGACAACUCAAAUUUCCAAACUUAUCAAACCUUCGUCAGGAAUGGCCGCCUUUUUUCUUUUCCUCUGACUCCCCUCAGAAAUCGAUCUGCUCUCGGAGAAGUUCAUCGAUGGAUUUGCAACUCAAGGUCACUCAAGCUAUAGAAAUGGACGCUGGGUCAGUGGAUAUGUGGUGCAUUACAGUCUCAAUGGGUUUUCAUGGGAUGUUGUCAGUGCCGAGGAACGCGAACGAGUAAGUGGUUUCAUUCUGUACUAGAGCUGAGUCACCUAAGUGAUAACAUAGCUCGAUCCAUUCCAUGCCAAACUUGUUACUCAAUAGGCCCUUUACAACUUGGGGUCACUUGACCUGUGUCAUGCCAGUAGUAUGGGAUAGACCCCACAAAUUGAAUACUCUGAAAGAAGAUAAAGUAAAUAGUAGGUCUCUCAUUUACUUUUUUUUUUAAAGUUUUAAACUCAUAACAGUGCGAUGUUAUAGUGGUUUGAAAUGACUGAGUAAAUACUUUAUGUAGCACCAGUUCCCAGGCAAGGCUUUUUCCCUAAAAAAAGGUGGGGGGGGGGGGGGGGGUGGGGGGCUUUUAGCAGUGCUUAUACAUUUUUUAACUUAUACCAAUAAUUACAUACGCUAGUUUUUGUGAAUUAUGCUCAUUUGAGCAAAAAAUUGAGAAAUUAUGAUUCUAUCUUUUACUUUAAGUUUGGCAAAACACCUACACAGCUAUGCAACAAUCAAGUAAAUGGUAAAGAUAUUUACCCUAUUUGCAACUAGAAACAUCACUAAAGCAAAAUUCAUUGUAAAUACCUCUCUAUUAUCACUGUAUGCAUUCGUUGUUGGGGACGCCAUUUUGGGUAACCGUGCAAGUUAUGCGCAUGCGUUUAAGUCCUGUGGAAAGAGUUUUGGGUCCCCUCCUCUGGGACCCUAAAUUCGGAGGGAGAGAAGCGACGACCGGAAAUGCGUCUGCUGUUCGCAGGCUAGUGGGACCAGGUCCCCCAGUAUAAAUGUGACAAUAAGCAGACAAAAAAAUGAUUUUGCAUUUGCCUGUAACACUUAUUUCGGGCCAAAAACAUUGGUUGCAUGUGAUCAAUAAACGAAAAUUUCUGGCCUAUCAGAGCUUUUUUCCCGAAAAUAGACAAAAAUUGUGCUCGUAAUGACGAGUUAUGACAAAAAAUAUGCUAGCAUAAUCUAUCAAAGGCCAUGUAUCCCCCCUUUUUUUGCAUUAAGCAGGUCACGUGACUGCGAGCUGCGAAGGACCUAUCGAUAGCAGAUGGAAGCUCCGGUGUAUUACGUUCCUGUUUCCAUUUAAAAGUGCAAACAACUGUGAAACAGAUAAAAUAUCAUCGUCUCGUCAGUCAAUAGAAUUACCAGAUGUUUCAUUGAGUCUUGUUUCUUAUAGUCAACUCGCGCCUUGUGGACACCCCGCUUUAACGGAGACCCCUAAAAACGGACAGCAUAGCUAAAUUCCUGGCAAAAAUGAAUUACAGAUGUUUGACUGAAAUCAACGUCCGCUAUUAAGAACUCUCGCUAAUGAGGACACCAACUCGAGGUCCUUACGGUGUCCUCUAUAAAAGGAGUUGACUGUAUUUGGAGGUUAGUGUAAGAGGAAGAAGUCGUAAAUUGGACUGACCUCAGAUUGUUUGAUAAUGUCAAGAAGGAGUACUUGCCACUCGCCUUCGGAUUUGGAAACACACUCCACGAUAGAAUGCUUCAGGUUUGGGUUUCGUGGCAUUUUUCUAUCUUAACAUGCAAACCCUCCUUAGUUGUUGUUGUUGUUUUUACCUUAAGAGCCGUUUUGACAUUAAAUAUUAAAUAAAUUAAGAAAAAAAAAUAGAUAAAGGAAAGAAUAAUAGGAAAUUGUAGACCAACGAUUAUUAUAUUUUUGUUUUUCUUUUAGUAUUUUGUAGCUAACAAAAAUAGAAGAGACACCGUUCGUCAUUAUUUAAAUCCCCGAAUUCGCGCUCGUUUCGUAAGAUUUGUUCCUGUCGCGUGGCACAACUGGAUCUGUAUGAGGGCAGAAAUUUACGGUUGCGAUGCUGGUAAGUCAGAAAAUUUCCCAAUCUUUACAAGGCACUAGCACCAAUGCAACUUCAUGCCGAAGAAAAAUGGAAGUUAGAGCAAAUUUGAAGCUUGCUUUUGUCGCCGGAUGGCACGGUGUGCCCCUGAAUACUAGGCUUAGUUAAUUAAAUAAAGAAAACUCAAAUGUACUGAAAAUUCCAAUUUCUUGACAGCCAUAGUCGAUAAACGUUCGAGAAACACUUCCUUUUCCCUUCCCUUCAAGCCAGUUGGCAUUUCAAGAACCUCUUGUAUAUAAUUUUUUUGGAUGAAGGAGAAUUCUUAUACGUGUCCAGAAAGCUCAGAAAAAAUUCCGUGCUCCAGGUGAGAAUCGAUCCCACGUCCUUCCGAGUUCUUGUUGGGACGCUCCAACCACUGAGCUACUGGAAUCUCUAUGGCGAGCAGGGUCGAAAUCUAAUUAUAACUACACCAAUUAUAGGGGACUGUAUCGAACCAGCGUACAAGACCAAGACUGUACAAUAUAUUUUAGAAAGAGGAGAAUUCUUCUACCAGAAAGCUCAGAAAAAAAUUCCGAGCUCCAGGUGAGAAUCGAGCUCACGACUGUCUGAGUGUAUAAUCUCUAUGAUAAUGAUAUAUAUUCUUUAAUUCGUUGACUGUUCAUACUAAAGGAAGCAUAUCCACAGGUGUAUAAUCAGUUACAUUAUGACGUACAGAGUUAAACAGGUAAGUACCAAAAUUUUAAUUUAACUCAUGCCUUUUUCUCUUUUACUCCUUUUUUUUGUAUUGUAGGUGAAUCGUUACAGGAUAAACUCGAGAAGAAACUUCUUGGUAAGAACAAGAAUAAGAAGAGAACUUUGCUUGGUAUUUUGCCAAUCAUUAGUGUUUUUAAACUGCCAGCUCGUCCGUUGAUCAAUCCUAUGCCUCCAUUUGUGGCUUUUUGGUGAUCGCGUGGCAGCAACUAAACUUUAUAAUAUCCCACGCCGAUGACAACUGGAAAAAUGUUUUUCAAUUGUCCGCUCAAAACAGUUAUUACUUCUGGAGAUUUAGUAACUUCAGGAGUUCUUUUAUGAGUCAUGAGUCAAUGCGUCAUGCGUUAGGUCUUGCCUAGUCCCUAAGCCUCAUUAUUCCGCGCGGCAAUGUGGUUCGGGUCAGGUGGUCGGAGCGAAAAAAGUGAGCCUCAGAUAAGUCACAAAGUGAAUUGGCCGAGAAGGCCUGGGGAAAAUUCGUACACGGACUAGGGAAAGUUAGGUCGGGGUGAGGUUUAAGUGUUAAGAAUGGGUAACUUGGGGUGGGGUUAUAGUUAGAAUUAGAGUUAGGGUUAAGGUUGACCAUUGUUCAUUGACCCAUUUGCACUAAAUUGACUUGUUUUCAAGCUGUGAAUACAACUAACACUCGUUUGUUCUCGUAUUAGAGAUUAACAAAGAACGCUUACAGCUUAGUAUGGUCGUACCUGGAUUAUUGCGCAAUAAACACCGCGACGAAUUUAACCUUUUUUACGGAAGGACGAUAGUUGGAUGUGGAACACCAGAUAGGGAACCUUGGUGGGGAAACUAUAGAUACCUCGCGUAAGUGCAACGUGAAUGAAACCCAGCCUUACAAGACGGUAAACUGAACUCGAUGACAUGGCACAUGGCAAUUAUUCUUUCAAUUAAACUUAAUUUACUAAUUGUUUGAAUUGAAUAGCCUUUCAAUAGUUGUUCGACAACAAACAGCUAAUUUCUGAUGUCUUUGUUUCCAAAGUGGUUUUGCUGGGAAGAUGCAGCCGUGUUCCCCGAAGUAUAACUUAGUGGGAGUUUGGGAAUGUAGUAUUGUAUACUUUUAUCCAAUUACUUUUUUAUAAUUUUUGUAGCUAACAGAAAAUCCUUGUACUCUUAAAAGAUAGAAAUUCUCUCACUCACUUACAAACAUCAUCUUUGUCAUCGAUAUCAGUUUUAUUGAUCGUUCAUGCUUCGAUAGUAACAGUAUAGUUACCUGUUCGAAUGUGGAUGAUAAGGAGAAAAGAAAACACUUAGAAUUUUUUCCUGCACUCAAAUCGUCUCAAUUCCCAUAAGAUCGUUUCUUGUUCACGUAUUAUAAGCCUUGCAAAUGUAUUAUUUUAAGCUUGAAAUACAUUCUUGGCAAAUCUUGGCUAGCUAAAGAAUCACAAGUAAUUUUGUAACCUACCGCUGUGCGGCCGUCAUCUUGGACCCGCCAUUGCAUUUAAAUAUCCCAUGGGUCGUUAUUCAACACUUCAGAUUGAAGAAUACUAGAUCAAAUGCAAUACUUAUGAAUUUUAGGAUAUGUUCACACCAUAAGAGCUUUUGCGCUCUCGCGAAUACCGGACAAUGCUUCUCUUCACACACAAGAAUGGUGAUUUCGACUCGAUUUCUUAGAGCGAAGCUGCGUGCGGUAGGGAAGGGGGGGUGGGGGGUACCCGACCACUCGACCAAUAUUUGGGUAGAGGUGAGUCGCUGAGGGUUUGAAACCCUGACCCUGUUUAGGCAAAAGAAAUCCUUAAAUACAUACCCUGUUUGGGAAAAACCCUCUAUUUUAUUACCCUGUUUAGGACAAAGGACAAAAUUCACACCGUCUUCUUUUAAAGCCAUUUAUUACGUUUCUAUACUUGGAAACAAAAUUCAUCUAGCAAAUCAAAUCAAUCGUGCUGGCAAUACCCUGUUGACAGACUCACUCAAAGUUAUGUACCCUGUUUAGAAGAGGGAGGUCAAGAACCAUAUCAUAAUCAGCUUCACAUCCCUGUAUUACCAUAUAAGGGUGUUGGCUUAGGGGAGGGGUAAGCUCUAAGUUCUUCUUUUAUGAAAAUUGUUAAAGUGUUUGUUGUGAUGAUGUGAUUCAAAUGCUUGAAAAUUUUUGCAGCCAGCUCCUGGAUCAUGAGAAAACAUUUUGGGUACAGCAAGCAUUCAACAAUGAGUUUAACGCCUCUGGAUAUUGGCUGCUCUUUCUGCAUGAGCUACGGGUUCUUAAAACAAAAUCUGCAAAGCAUUUUGUUUGUAAAGGAAUAAUGAAAGAUGGCACAGAACUAUAUCGACAUCAUGUUAUUGCCUCCAAAAUCGGUAUGUCUAGAGCGUAACUUAAAUCACCAAGGAAUCGAUUAGCUUAUCUAAGCCUUUAAGGAUUACAUAAUGUAAUAUAGUUGAUUAUAAUAAGUAUGUCAUUAUCACCACCAUUACAGAUAAUGUUACUACAUUUUUAUCUAUAAUGUACAUUAUAUUCAUCAUAGCCUGUGUAGCAGGCGCUUGGAAGUAGUGGGUGAAAGAGGGAGACCUCGCGUGUCUCCCUCUCGCGCGCCCGUUCUUUCUUGCACCCACUACUUCCAAGAGCCUGCUGCUCAGGCUAUAUUCAUCAGUUUUAGGGUAUAAUGCUUAUGAGAGAGGGCUAAUCAGUUCGUAGUGGUAUUAGUGUUAUAGUUUUCUUUUUAUUACCUUUUAUGCCCGUAUAUGCUCUUUUGAACGAGUUUCUAUAAGGUUCUUAGUGCUACGUGGGUAACAGAUCAUAGACUUUGUCAAGAGCCCAUAACUCUCAUUGGUCGUUUAUUUUAAGGUCUAGUUUAGAUCACUUUUUCUCGCGUCGUAAAUGGAAGUUCUCCGCUUUUCCUAUGAGCGUAUUUGAAGUAUAAGAUAUCAAACAGGUAAACUGGACAUCAUUAAAAGGUAAACUAAAAAGAUAUACUAUUUUUAGGUUUGCAAGAGUUGCUGAUUGGUUUAUGAUACUCUAAUCGUUCGUUCUAAAAAAAAGUGAUCGGUGAACGCGCCGCGAUACGGGUACAUGAAAGUUGCUGACUUGGGUUAAGGUCUCGGUAAAGGAAAACGAGGUGCCCACAGAAAAAAUUCUAGUCGCGCGAGUAUUUUCGCUACAAAGGCAAGUUACAAAUCAAAUUAAAGCUAAAAGACUAAAUUACCUUAUAAAAGAUUUUAUUUCAUCGAAUUUCAAAAGGUGCUUAAGUUUUUUGUUCUCGAACUCAGAGGUAUCGAGUUUACUGCUGAAGCUCCAGCCCUUUCGCGUUGUUAAAUAUUCACUUCCUUUUUAUUGCAUCUGAUUGACAGAUAAAAGACCUAAAAAAGGGUGUGAGGAAAUUUGCAGAUGUCUCGUGUUAGCGGAAUUAUUGCAUUUCAAACUAAAAAGUCGAAUCUCGAGCGCGAUUUACGCAAAGAAACUGACAUAAAAUGAGUUACAAAGGGAAAUCGGAAAAUUCCUCACACCCUUUUUGAGUCUAUAUCAUUAUCCAUCAUAUCUGAAAGUUUCAAAGCGAUAGCUUAAAACCUGUCCCGACUGGAGGUCGGAGAAUUUUGAUUUUUGCGUCUAAAAUAGAGUGAGAGAAAAUCAGCUCUAAAGAUUUAGCGCGAAGUCCACGCUUGGCUGGUUAGCUCAGAAAAGGCUCAUUUUAGAAGGGUUAAAAAGCACUUUCUGAUUUUCUUUUUCUGCCAAAUUAAAAUUUAGGUCCCACUCAUGCCAAAAAUCCAUAAAAAACAAAAUCGAGCAAUGUACUAAAAUUUUCAUUUACCGAGACCUUAAGGACUCCUAGCCGGUUAUUGUAUUUUAUUAUGUAACAGGGAAAAGGCUAGAAGGUGGUUUAGUAGUGAGUACAUCUAUUAAUUAAACUUAAUCAUUCUGCCAAAGCGUUUUUCUCCGGAUCGAUUUGUAAUUAAAAAAAGUUAGAUACUAGAAAUUGAACAUUGAAUUAACUCACUAAGGUUUUUUGUUUUUUUCCAAUCAAACGAUAAAAAAAGGUCGAUUUUCAGUCUGAAACCUUCGACCAUGCUCAGAUUUAAUGUUGCCAAAAAAAGUUAGUAAAUAAAUAAAUAAAUUUUUACAGAUUUAUACAAAGGUACCCCAAGCUCACGCGUGACAAUCGUUGUUGCGUAACAGAAAUAUUUAAAGAGUUUGUAUGGAAAUUUUAGGGGUUAAAAAUAGUAAUAGCGAGUUUUAGAUCUGCCCUUGUUCGUUAGAUGUAUAUAACGAAUCGAACAAAGGCAGAACUAAACUUCGCUGGAAUCGCCCUAAAACGGCCAAAAAUUCUAAGAAAACACCAUAAAUUUAGACAAGGACACAAGGUUUAGAAAUUCUGAUGUAUCUUUAUUACUGUUUUUGACCCCUAAAUGACGGUCGCUUAAAUGACUAUACAAACUCUUAUGUUAUCAACGAGUCUCACUCGUGAGCUUGGGGUACCUGUGAUCUAUGACAUGAUGUUAGCUUUUCUUAUGAACUUGAAUAAAUGAAUUUUUGCCCACUUUUUAGGGUUUGAAGCACCCGAUAGAUGGGACCCUGGAAACCCGAUUUAUGGCGAACCAGUUUGGAACACGUUAUUUGGUAUGGAAAUAUUUUCUUUCACUUCCGCACUUGGCAUGAUGUGAAUAUUUUUAGGGCUUGUUUAUUUGGAGGUGGAGUACCCCAGCUAGGUGAGGUAACCCGCGGCGGGUCACCCACCUAACAUGAAAACGUGAUCAAAUAAAAAUGAGAGAUUAUAUGAACAGGCGGGUUACCCCACCUAAGUGGGUUACCUCACCUGCCUGGGAUCCGCCAACUCCCUGUAAACAGGCCCUUUCUGGACGAACAAUUCCUACUAUAGUGCAAACUUAAUGAAGCAAAAGAAAAGCGUCAGCUAACGUAAGAAAAGAGUCCAAUCUCCACCGGAUUGGUUUGGAACUCCAACAUGGCCGACGUGACGUUAUGCGUUAAACGCUCUAUAAAGCUUUCUUACUCUGAAUUGCGCAUGCGUACGUCACAUCGUGUAGCAGGCGAUGAAAUUCUCCAGGUCCAAUUUUAUAGCUUUUAAUCUUUUAUCGCGUACUUUAGUAUAUAUUGUAUUUACUAUAUAUUCUAUUGUAUCUUACAAAUCAACAUUACCAGGGUUUUCCUUACUUUCAUUUAUCGUUUUUGUUCAUGUGUGUGUGUCCGUGGUGUGUGCUUUGUUGAAGGGAAAGCUAUAUACUUUUUGAAGUAAUUUGUUUGUUUUAUUAAAACUUACAAUGUAUAAUGACGUUUUCCAGCUUCUUUUACAACUUAUACGAACAAAAUAAACAGUUAUGUUAUUGUUUUUAGGAAACGCGCUUUCAAUGUGAAUUCCACUGCGCGUAGAGUGCAAAAGAGCCUGGCUUGUGCGAAAAGUUAAACGAAAGGUCUGGAGUGAGACUGGGGAGAGACACUAACAAUACGUUUUCUUCUUCUCUCGUGCGAGCCUCGCUCGUGAGACUCUGUCGCUACGUUAAAACGAUUUUGAGAAAAACCUUUGUUUUGCAGUCUGCACUGCGCGCUGAUUUAAAACUUGGCCUCUUGCAGUAGGUCACCUGGUUAACUUCCUGUAAAUUUUCGUUGAAUCUUUCCCUUACGUAUUACAGGGCUCACAAAAAUUGUUUGUCCGUGAACAAAAGAAAAUUUGAGUACCGUUACGUGUAUGGAAAAUUUUGACUACAGUUUGAAAAUUGCAUAAUUUACAAGAUUUGUAUCGAAAACCAAUCAACCGUGACAGAAUGGCAAAAGUUGAUACAAAUCCUUCUAAUUUUUGGCGGCAGUUGCAAUCGCUGCUAUCGAAAUAUAGAGCCGAAAAUUUACAGGUUACCUAUUUUUAACAUGUUCUUUCUGAUUCUGGUAACAUCAUUUUUUUAAAGCGAAAGUUGAUCACGUGACCAAACCUUAGCAAAAGCCCGGGGGAUACUCCGAAUUUCAAGUGAUGGGAUGAUCGCAUGUUUUUUGGGGGUGUAAAAUUUUCGAUUCCGGGAAUUUUGGGGGUAGGAAAAUCUGGCAAGUAUUUUUUGGGUGGCUCAAUUUAAGUAUGGAUUUUUGGGGGUAUGGAUUUUUUGUGACGAUUUCGUGGUAGUACCGCUCUCCUUCUUAAUUUACGAUUGACGAAUUAUAUCUCAUUAUUGAAUAACUUGCGUGACAGCGGACAGUGUACUGUCAUGUUAGAAUAAUGUCGCUUGAUUAUUAUUAUUAUUAUUAUUAUUAUUAUUAUUAUUACUAAUAUUUCUUUUUCUUUUCGUUCUUAUUUUACGUACCUUUUGCGAUUCUGUUAAUAAUUAUAGUCAUGCAGAUAUGCAAAUAAAGGUUGUUGUUGUUGUUGCGUAGCUCUGCGAAUAUGGUUCGACCAAGUACAACAUCUUAUAUCAUUUAACGCUUUCUGAAAAUUUCUAAGGCUCCGAAAUUCGGUCUCGGGAUUUUUUUUGGGUUUUGAUUGUAGCCCCCAUUCGAUCUUCCCCGUCACUUAAACUCCGGAGUACCCCCCUGGGUGCAAAAGGACUAGUGGAACUGAAUAGUUUUCUCUUUUUCAUUAGAGUCGCCUACAAUAAUUGUACAGCAGAGGAUUGAUGUUGCAUAUGAUGGUGGAAAGCCCAUAUGGAAAAAGCCGGCAGUAGUUUACGCCAGCGGUCCAGUGGCAUCUAUCGGGGUGAUUGUCACUGGAAUACGUAAGUAUACAUCUAUUUCGAGAAAGGUUGUCGGAAAAAAUACACGCGACAAUCCCGAAAGGUAUUGUGGGUGGUUUUGAGUUCGCUGUUCUUCAAAGAAAUUUGGAAGAAUGGCACAAGAGGCCGUGGACGUAUGUUUGCGCGUGCUAAAGGAAAGCAAUAAAAAAAAUUUUGACAGCUACAGUGUCAAGAACAGUGUAUUGAUCAUAUCCCAUAUUACCUUUCGGGAUUGUCGCGUGCACAUUUUAGCCGACAACCUUUCUCAAAAUAGCUGUAUCCAAAUUAGGAAAGUACCUGAGAAUGCUGAGAAAGAUGGUGUUGAUGGAUUUUACUUAUGACAUUACUAAUAUGAGCAAGGUUCAGGGGAAAGAAUUUGCGGUCUAGAAUACUGACACCCUUCCACGUUUCUUUCAAAAACUUUCGACAAGGACCUGCAGACGAAAAUCUAUUGACAGCUGCUGCAAAAAGUGCCUUCAAGCUAGUAAAGUUGCCGAAUUUGAGAAGACAUAGUUCUGCAAAGUCGUGAAUUUUUUACAGACGUUUGUUUUGUGGGGUGGGGUGGGUGGGGGAGGGGGGUGGCGGCGGGUGGCAUUUCUGUGCCCCUACCAUGCAAACGUCACUUGACCAGCUAGACAUGUUUAGUAAUUUAACGUCGUUAUUUUUUGCAGUAUCGAUAAACAUUUCCUUGAAAAUAACUGUAGAGGGUCUAUUCUUACAUCCAGAGUAACAUUCGAACCUACUUACUUCCAAGAACUAGUUCUGCGAAUCUGGCGCUCUUCCUCCGGCCUUUCCGCCUUUCUAAUCAUGAAAAGCCUGGAUCACGGCAAAUUUUACUUAUCUAAGAAUUUAUUAUUCAUUCUAUGAACAGCAUACCUAAUGGCUGGGAUGCCAAGGAGCUACAUUUCCGACCGUAAAUGGAGCUUAUCAUAUUUGGGCCAAGUCCCUCAUUAUGAACACUUACAGUUCAUGUCCAAAAGCUGCUCCAAGCUAGCUCAGUUUGUAGGCUAUGAUCACUUUGUUCUGAGGAACGACCAGUGUUAUUCGUCACAUGCCUUGCCAGCCAACGUUUACAAGAAACAAGACCUAACUGCGGCACCAGAUAAAAGCCAAAGGGAUUUUAAUGUCCCAUAUUUCCUUAAAGGAAUGAGUAAGUUAUUUAUCUCACUUUUAUAUGAAGGGUAAAUGUUGACUAGCGUUUAUGAUAAUUUGUAUAGGUAAUAGCAUGAUUUGUAGUGAUAUUUGGCAUAAAUACCACGAGUGAUAUUUCAAAAUUGUUAUACGAAAUUUCACGAGCCGUAAUUAGGCGAGUGAAAUUUGAGACAAUUUCGAAAUAUCACAAUUUGUAUUUAUGCCAAAUAUCACGUACAAAUCAUACUAAUAUUUUUUUAUACUACUACCCAGAAAAGGUUUGUAAUUUUCACAUGAAGGUAUUUCAAAUUAAGCUGAAAUACCACUGAUCUAAGCCAAUCAAAUUGCAGAAAUUUAUCAUGUAGUAGUAUAAAGACCUUAGUUACACGGGUCUGGACAAAUUUUUGUCUGGCGGGACCUGUGUUCAGACGGGGUCCUUCAAUAAUUGCGCUCAAACAAUUCAGUAAGUUGCAAGCCGGGCAAAUGCACCAACCCGGAUAAACUGAAUCUCAAACAGUGGGAACAGCUCAAAACUUUAAAAGAAGGCUAUAAAUAACACACCAAAUAUAGCCUGCGAGCAAGCUCUCCAAUUUGGGCGAGCGAAGCGAGUCUCGCGAGAACGCGCGAGCAAGCGGCGAAGCCACGCCUGGCCCCUCGCUCGCGCGUUCUCGCGAGGAUCGCUUCGCUCGCCCAAUCAGGAGAGCUUGAUCGCAGGCUACAUCAAAUAUAAAAAGAGGAACGGAUGGACAAACAUGAACUAGAUUAAAACGGAUUGAACAUUGUGUCUUUGAAAACUUGUUAGCCUAACAGUUUUUCACAGUGUAUCUUUGUUGUCUGUAACGUUUAAUUUAAUGCUUGGGCGACAUACUCAGUUUGACACGAAGCUGUAAUUUCGUAGCCUGCGGUGCAGCCGGCCCACGUAUCGCAUAUAGUGUGGAUAUAGCUAUAAACAAGGUUUAAAGGGUCUGUGCGCAGGCUAUAAUUUCGUAAUUUGCGAGUAAUUUCGUCUUUAAAGUUAAGUUCUAUUCCGAAUAAGAACUUGUAAUUGCCAAUAUCAGCAAAAUGAAGUAAGCAGCCCCUUUCACUGAAUGUCAUGGCUUCGUCUACAAUCCAGCGGAUAGCUCUUGCGGCGGCGCUAAAGCCAUAUCGGAUUGGGUUUGUGAUCGAGAAUGGUGUUAGAAGGCGCGGUUCCUGUAACUAACGGAGCGAAGAGUAAACCGAGCUGAUCUUGAAAGUAGAUCGUCUUAUAUCGGGUAGCUAUGGGACUCUGUGCUAAUCUUUGCUGCAGUAUGAAUACCAGGUGUUCGUACUACACCGGAUAACUCUUCAUUUCGACAUGAAAGCCAACCGGUACAGUGUAGAUCGAGAUAGCUCUAGGCGAUAUUGGUUAUGUCCAUGCCAAUUCCUUUGUUGUUAUUGGCCAAAAACCAAUUGGCUAUUUUUUGCUUUAAGAACAUCAUAAAGAAGAAAAAUCACUAAAAAACAAACCGAGUAAAACAAAAUGAAAAAGCAUAAUUAAAUAAUAACUUAAAAAGAAAUCGAGUCCUUUCUUUCCAGCUGUAGAAGCUAUCUCAUCCCGCCAAUUGUGUUUACUCUUUGUUUUUUCAAUUUAGGGAAAUUUCAGUCGUAUGAAAUCGCUUGGUAUAAGUUGAAAGACAAUACUGUUAACCAGUGGAUCCAGAUUUUUAAGUAUCAGGUUAAAGAUCCCGAUCGUGAAACUUCAAUAUUAUUCACCCUGGAAACAAUAGGCGAUGACCUUAAUUUCAAUUAUUUACGAGCUCGUGGACGAUAUCGAGCCUACGACAAGACCUACUUUGGUGAUUAUUUUUCGGCAAGUCACGUGCUUGAGAUCGAUAGACUGACAACUGUUGACCUAGGAACGUACAAAGUGAUGGUUCGAGUUCUUGCUACUGGAGCAUGGAGCGAGGCUAUUAUAGAGUUACGGCAUGAAGGUGAGGCUAUUGGGUAAAGUCCAAUUUCCAUCUGUAGUUAUUAUAUUAAGGAUUUGUAAUAGUAACAAGGCUGAGUGGCGUCCAAUUCGAUCUGUAAUCAUACGAGCGAUUAACAAAAUCGGACGACCGCGUAGCGGAAGUCCGAUUUGUUUAAUCACGAGCAUUAAAAAAAAAAAUUCAUUUAAGCUCGCGCGUGAUGGCGCGUACUGUCCAGUUACUUAAGCAUGGCGCUUGCUGUCUAUUAAGGCUGAAACCAGUGCAGUUGAUAGCCAAUCAGAUUUAAGAAUUUUGUCAUAGUUAUGAUUAGUAAUGGUAACAGGACUGAGUGGAGUCCAAUUCGGUCUGUAAUCAGACGAGUGAUUAACAAAAUCGGACGACCGCGUAGCGGGCGUCCGAUUUGUUUAAUCACGAGUAUGAUUACAGACCGAAUUGGACGACACGAAGUUCUGUUACCAAUUAAUCAUAACUUUAACAAAAUUUCUGAUAUAUAGGGCUCUUUUUAAAUCAAAACACAAGAAAUUCCAAGAUUUUUUCGCUAGCAAUGAAAAAAAAAAAGCCAUUUAAGCGCGCGCGUGAUGGCGCGUACUGUCCAAUUACUUAGGCAUGACGCGUACUGUCCUAUUAAACUGUCCUAUUAAGGCUGAAAUCAGGGCAGUUGAGAACCAAUCAGAUUUGAGAAUUUUGUUAUAGUUAUGAUUAUGAAUUAAAUAGAACGAACGGGCUCGUGAGAUCAAGUCCGAUUUGCUUAAUCAAGGUUAUGAUUACAGGCAGGACUGCACGAGCGACACUUAACACACUGAUAACAUAUCAACAGUAAAAAGGACUUGGGUUUUUAUUGCCUAAAAGUAAGAAGAAGAAAAAAGAAUCCUUUAAAGGCGUAUCCGCCCUGGUGCGCAAUAACCUCUGCUCGUAAUGCUUUGGCCAGGCAUUGUUCCAGUCUGAUUUUUUUUUGAAACCGGAUACCGGGAUCGGAAUUGAACAUUUGAAUAAGAGCAAAGACGUAGAAAUCAGUGAACUCUGAUUUUUGUGAACUUCAGCGGUCCAGUUGUAAUAGGCCUUUUGCAUGAGUUGACCACGUGAUCAACUUUCGGGUAAACACGCCAACAAUUUGCUUUUGAAAAAUUACGAACUGAAAGAGCAUAUUAAAAGUAGGUAACCUGUAAAUUUUCAGGCUUAAAUCUCAAAAAUAACGGUUGCAAACGGCAAACGGCCGAUUCAAGUUGAGAAUUUCUAAAAAAUAGCAAAUGAUCAGACAAAAACAGUCUAAAACAAUUCUUAUGGAUGAAAAUAGCGUGAAACUACUAGAAGUAAAGAACAGUGCAAAAUAUGUAAAGAUAAGACUUGGUCACGUGGUACAAAUUCACGUUUGCCGUCUGCCAUAAUGACGUAAAUCUUAAUCUCCCUAUUACCGAGCAGCCAACCUUAAAAACACCUGAAUAGACAACGCCGAAUGAACAGUACAAUGGAUGCAACUACGGAAUUCCUGUUCAUUUAAUUCAAAGGUAGUAAACAUUUUGUUAAAUUUCAUAACUUAUAGAAAACUCAUCAGUCACAAAAAUGGUUGUGGAUCACGAUAACUAUGUUUUAAUAAUUUGAAAGGAAAAUAUUGAAGACAGUUUCUUAAAUAUUACAGAGGAACCUCGAAUUUCUCUUCCUGAAACGUUUGGUGCAUGCGCAAAAGCGCCUACGGAAGUAAAAGUCACAAUGAAUGAGAAAAACUUCCGGGAUCCAAAUCCGUGGAGCGUAAAUUGGUAUCAUUGGCACCGUUGGUAUGGAGGGUGGAAACGAUCGCCUACUGCUCAAGAAUCUACUACUUUAAGAGUGCCAAAACCCCUCUUACGACAAACUGGAGAGUGGUAUGAGGUGGAAGUGAGGAACCAGUUUGGUUUUGCUAAAGGUGUUUCUAAGAUCAUAGUUAUUGAAGGUACGUUGUCUUUUGUAUUAUGGUACGCUUUGAGAAUUUAUUUGACUGAAUUAAAAAACCAAAGCAUGCUAAAAGGAAGACAAUUUCGAUUUUUGACUUCGCUUUCUGGUUUGUGGAAUUUCUUUUCAAUGAAAGACGCCUAACUGAUGUGCUAGUUUUGUUCUUUGACUUUCUUUGGGGUAUCCGAGUUUUAGGUUUUCUUCUCGUACUAUGGAUCAAUGAAGGUAGAUAUAUAAUAUUUUUAUAUAUUUUAAAGGCAGUUCUAAGGCAUUUGUAACCCACAUAGAUAGUGGUAUUUAAUGAAGAAUGAUCUUUAGAUCGUUUUAUAAAUGCUACUGCGUAUCGUGUAGACAAUUAUUAAAAAUACAGCGAGAGAGCGGAAGCUAGCGCUGAGGCCAACGACCGGAACCGGAAAUGAGAAGCGAAGAACUUUGAGAAAGUCUAUCAUUUGUUUUAUUGUAGCGCCUCCAUACUAACGUCAUGUAGCAAUUACAUUUUAGAUGUCCCUACCAUAACCUGGAUUACGCCAUCACCCCACUUUGCAGCUAAGGAUGUGAGCGACGUUUUGGAGGUGAAAAUCGAAAAUGAUAAAACCUUGGUGAGAGUUGAUUGGUACCACAAUGGCGCGCUCAUUGAAAGGACUACAGAAGGCUUCGCAUUUCCUGGUAAAACGGUUAUCGACAUAAGAUACUAACCUGAGAAAACAACCUGCAUUUCCCAACGCCUCCAACGGUUUCCCCGCGAAACGACGUCUGAGAAACGAGCGCAGAAAUUCCAUACUGAUGACGCGUCACUACCCAGAUCUGGGUAGUGACGCGUCAUCAGUAUGGAAUUUCUGCGCUCGUUUCUCAGACGUCGUUUCGCGGGGAAACCGUUGGUGGCGUCGCUAAAUGUCGUCUGUUUUCUCAGGCUACUUAAGAUGUGCAAUUUCGGUUUUACUGAAACUGUAGGUCAAAAAAUGAUUAUGUAGUUUUAAGAACUUUGAAAUGGUUUUUUUGGAGGACAAAGCCAAAUGUUUUUGUCUCAUUGACUCGCUGUGUCGGCAUAUUUUUAGGACCUAACAUGUCCCUUGACAUCAGAGCCGUAGACCUCACAUUGGUUAAUCACUGGAAAUUCACUCUGAACAGGUGUUCCUUAAUAACUAUUUAAACAUCGUUAAGUUUGUCAUACACAUGUUCUUUACAAUUCAACUGAAUUGAAUAUUGUGUCUCUUGCAUGCUCUAUAGCUAUAAAGGAACUAAUCGGCAUGCCAUAAUAGUAAUUAGGGCAUCACGGCCCGGUUCCUGAAAGGCCGAUAAGCACUAAUCCAGGAUUAGAAUUUUGUUCUACUUUUUGUAUUUAUUUUCUUAUACAUCGCUCAGAGUAACAUUUUGUGUUAUCAUUAACUGUAUCCCAGAGAAGAGGCUCCACAGUAUUUUGUAAGCUUGAGUUACUUGUUCUAAGACAAAGAAACCGUGCUUAAAAUUUGGCUUAAUCUUGGUUUAAGCUUGACCGUCUUUCAGGAACCGGGCCCAAUAGCUGCAUUAUGAUAUUCUGAGUCUACGAGAAUCGCUGCUCCAUUCAAAUUCAUUUCUAAUUGCUGUAUUUCUCCUUUCGAUGGUAGGAGAGAAACAUGGGUCUACUUCAUUCCGAAAAAAGCUUAAGUUAUCUCGAAUCUCGUUUGAGACUGCGGGCACUUACCGAGUUGUGGCCAAAGGAAAAUACUGCCAGUUUGAGAAGAAUGUGGAAGUUCGUGUUAUAAGUAAGUACAGAAGCCCCCCUAAACCGAGAUUAAAUUUAAGGUAUAAUAUUAUAUUUGGUUUUGUUUGAACUGAGCUGAUCUCGUGGCUCAUUUUUAAGCUUUUUUCUGGAAGGAUGGGUAGAUAGGAAAAAAGACUGGGAGAAAAUUUCAGAAAAUGCCACAUUAAAAGGCUCCCACUGAUUCUGAGCGGAACACUGAACAGACACUAGAAAAAUUCAGAAUCGAUCGUUCUCCCAGAUGGAAUAUGGUGAACAAAUUAAUUGGAACUCGAGUUCUACUGCUGCAAAACACCUGGAAAUAAAUUUACUCCGCUGCUGAGGAAUAGAGCAAAUAGGCUCAUUUCCCAAUCUGAAAUGAAGCUGAAACACACUAAGUGCUGGUGGGAUCAUGAUCAACUAUUGUUGUUUUGUUCAAACAAAUCUGACUCUGGAAGAGGCUCGUUAAUUAAAUUCAAGUUCUCACUGUUUUAUAUGUUAUUUUUUUGCUCUACAGUUAGGCCGCGGUUGAUAGUCAAACCACACGCUGUAUAUCUAAGGUCAUUUGAGGGCGAGAGUGAAGUGAACAUGAAUGUCACAAUCAAGGGUGGUGUUCCAAAACCAAUGGUACGUAAGCUUACUGCUUUGCAGUGACGAAUAUAGACUGCUUGUUGUUGUUGUUGUUGUUUUGGAAGAAAUAAACAAACAAACAAAGUCAUCGUUCGUUUUCUCCUUGGAUAGUUUAUUAUCCUUAUGCCACCUUGGGACAUUAUGCUAAACCUCGGUGCAACGCAAACUCACCAAAAAUGCUCCUAGCUUUAAAUAUAGAAGCAGUAAACUUUAUUGAGUCGAAAUCGAAUACUGUGAAUACAGAUUGAAAAACUUUGACACUUUGUCAUGAGCCUGUUCCGGGCGUUGAUCAUAUGAGAUCGUGGAGCGUGACGUUCAGAUGGUGGGGAGCGACUUAAAUAUCGUACGCGGGCAAAACGAGGAGAAAAAAAAGAAUCGAGGGGAGACAAGUCUUCCCAAUUCGUUUUCUUUUUUCCUUGUCGAUUUUUUUGCCCGCGUCCUACUAUCUAAACGCCUGGAACAGACUACUUGUUGACCGCAGCAAUAUUAAAAAGAUGCAACCGCUUUUGAAUUGACAGAGAUAUAAAGGCUUGUUUUGUUUCAUAGUUGUAUUUGUAAACUUAUAGCAUCUUUUUAUAGGAGGCUUUACUGAAUUUUUAGCGUUAAAAAUUAGAGCCGAGGCUGCUUUACGGAGGGGCUGACUUUUGAUACUGUAUAUCUACAGUUGGACGACAUGGAAUGGAGAAAGGGAAGUCAGUUAUUGACCCCUUCUCGAUACGGACGCGUGAUACUGGAGACGACCCUGAAUAAAAAAGAGGAUUGGUUCACUGUUCUUAUAAUUAGAAACCUGAAGGAAUCAGACUCUGGAGACUACACUUUCACUGUUAAAACAGGACCAGCAACUAAAGCGAUGACAAAAAGCUUGGUUGUAAUUCCCAAACACGGUAAG